AUGGUACGGUGAGGCUGCCUCUUAGAUCCUAGUCUCCUGAUUCUGGGUGGCCCAGUCAUGGCCAUUUCGGCAGCCCUGGGCAUCGUCAGCUAGCAGACUACCUUAGGUAUGGCGCCACCGGACGUCCAGGGAUUAGGGAACAUAAAUAGGUGCAUUUUCUGGUUUGUGUUGCUGUCGUCGAACAGACACGAUCAAACAGCAUGAACCAAGCCCUGAUUAGCGGCAACAUUGCAAGCAUCACGACAAACCCGCACGUGCGGGUUGCCCUGGCUAAGGCUACCUACACUUAACUUCAAAUGGAGGACGAAGGGUACUAUCACAUGAUGCUACACGACAUGGAGAGACUCGAGCGGAUUCACCACCAUGUUGAGGUCCCUGACACGGCGUCAGCUCGACCGCAGCGAGUGCAGCCAUACAGCCCCCGGAUAUCCGGCUUGUGGGCAUCUUUGGAUGGCGCCGUCAAGGGAGGCCUUGAGCGGUUCCAUCUCUCACGGGCAUGGCACGAGCGAAAGAGUGACAGAACGAUUGACAGUUCUUAAGUGCGAGUCGUGCGAUGACACAUGAACGCAAUGGCGGUUUGGCCUAGAUGAGAAAGAGGAGCAGAAAGGGGAAAGGAGAAGAGACGGGGGGGAAUGAAUACGAUUCCGUGCCUUCCUUUUCUUGGCAUGGCUUGAGCCGACACUCCUUCCCAUCAUCAGACUUACGGUACUUGACAUCACCCGCAAAGUACUACAGGAAGU
This is a messenger RNA of Parathielavia appendiculata, 740 nucleotides long. RefSeq lists its product as uncharacterized. Bases 297 to 539 code for a protein of 80 amino acids. The transcript is spliced from 2 exons. The record is from RefSeq and is a predicted model, not a curated record. NCBI's taxonomy places the organism in Eukaryota, Fungi, Ascomycota, Sordariomycetes, Sordariales, Chaetomiaceae.